Messenger RNA from Cherax quadricarinatus, 5816 nucleotides. RefSeq names its product plexin-B. Gene Ontology annotation, molecular function: semaphorin receptor activity; protein binding. Gene Ontology annotation, cellular component: plasma membrane; semaphorin receptor complex. Gene Ontology annotation, biological process: motor neuron axon guidance; semaphorin-plexin signaling pathway involved in axon guidance; regulation of cell migration. NCBI's taxonomy places the organism in Eukaryota, Metazoa, Arthropoda, Malacostraca, Decapoda, Parastacidae. The record is from RefSeq and is a predicted model, not a curated record.
AGCGUGGGGAGUGGAUGUGCGCUGCUCUCGUGUGUCCUCGCUCAGUGGUAUUUACUCGCCCAAAAAUCCUCUUCUUGGUUUAAUUGUGAUAGGUGUUUCAGUGAAGCUAAGCGGUCUGUGUCAGUGGCUGUUUGUGUCAUCUUGAUUGAUAAGACCGGUGUUGGAACAAGUUUUUCUGUCCAGAAAUUUUCUAUGGCGUUCGAACUUUAAAGAACAUCCAGUGGAGAGAAUUCUCUUAAUUUUUGUUUAGCAUCUUGCAUCCAUGAGACUUGUCUUCAGGUUUAACAAUGGAUUAUGAGAUGAGGUGUGGUGGUGGGCAGUGUUGAUGGGCGGGCGUGGGCGGGAGCAGCGCCCCCCGCGGCACCAUGUGUGAGUGUGGCUCCACGGAGCACACCCCCGGCCCGGCCCGCAGGCCCGCGCGGGCGGACCAGCACACGGGCCACUCCGCGGGCCACCCACAACCCAGCAGAGCAGGGAUGGACACCUCUUGUGGCCAGGGAGUGGUGGUGAGUGUUCUAGUCUUACUGGUGGUGUGUGUUGAGUGUGGCGUGGCGGGACACCGGACUCACCGGGCCGCCACUGACGUCGACCACCACACUAGCAGUAUAGUGGCACAGUUCUGGACAGCCAACCAGAGUUUGCAACUACAGCACAUGGUGUACAACAGAGACGCGGGAGUGCUCUAUGUAGGGGGAACGAACAGACUGUGGGCCCUUGAAACCGGCACCCUUAAUCUGGAGGCGCGGGUGGAGACGGGGCCAAGGUUUGACUCUCCCUGGUGCCACGCCUCUGGCUGUGACUUAGACAAUCGCAUGAAGAGAGUCCUUACUGACAACGUCAAUAAAGUGCUCGUACUUGACCCCGACGCCUCCACGCUCAUUAUGUGUGGUUCUGUGUCUCAAGGAGCUUGUGAAAAGUUCCGUACUGCUAACCUAUCCCUCACACCAGAGUUCCUACCCCGCUCCGUGGCUGCCAACGACCCUGAAUCCUCAACUUUUGCCUUCGUGGGCCCCGAGCAUUACAACCAAUGGGGCGGAUCAUCCGCUCUCUAUGUAGGGACCACCUUCACUACUGUUGGAGACUAUCGCCAUGACGUCCCCGCUGUCUCCACCAGGAACCUCUAUGACUUGGACUAUGCUGAGUUCUCAUUUUCAAAACAGUCUCUUCUUCGUAUCGACGUGAAAUAUCGUGACCACUUCCUAGUGCAGUACGUGUACGGCUUCAACGCCAGUGAUUACGCCUAUUUCGUGACGGUUCAGAAGAGGUCUCAUCUGCCGGGGCAGGAGGAGUCUGGAUACAUUUCUCGUCUGGCCCGUACCUGCAUCACUGACGCUAACUACGACUCCUAUACUGAGAUUACACUAGACUGCCAAGGCAGCGAUGGCACCAGCUACAACCUAGUGCAGGAUGCUAAGUUGGUCAGCUCCGGCAGUGAUCUCGCCAUCAACAUGGGCAUAGGCGUUGGAGAGCCUAUCUUGAUAGCCGUCUUCGCCCCUUCCCAGGGGCACACUGCCAGCCCCAAGAAGGCCUCGGCCGUUUGCGUCUAUUCGGUGCAUGACAUCGAAGCUAAGUUCAAUGAAAACAUCCAUAUGUGCUUCAACGGGUCCAUGCAGUACCGCAGUAUGGAGUACAUCUCUGGCCCCAUUCUCAACGGAAAGUGUCCUGCUGCUGGGACGAUGGGGAACAUCUACAACUUCUGCGAGGUGGGUCUCAAGAUCUCUGGUGUGUCUCCGCUACACGCCCGAGCUGCUCUCGUCUACCACAACACUAGUCUUAGUGCCGUCCAGGCCGCCACCACCGCCCACCACACCGUCCUCUUCAUGGGCACCACUACCGGCACCCUCAAGAAGGCGUUGCUGGCGGGCCCAGAGGACGCCGCAGAGUACGGGGAGGACUCCAUCGACGCUGAGAGUCGUGUCCUCCCUGAUAUGGUACUCGACAUCCCCGGAGCACACCUCUUUGUCCUCACCACGACCAGGGUGACGAAGUACCGUGUGGAAAGCUGCGCCUCCUACACAAACUGUUCUUCGUGCCUGGGGGCCCGGGACCCCUACUGCGGCUGGUGCUCCCUCGAGAAAAGGUGUACGGUGCAGUCAGCCUGCCAAAUGGCCACCUUCUCCUCCCCUCGCUGGCUCAGCUUCGGUUCCGGUCAGCAGUGUAUUGACUUCGAGAUGAUCCUUCCAGACAGGCUGCCCAUAGACCAGAUGGCUACGGUUCAGCUGACGAUCCGGACGCUGCCGGAGCUGCCAGCAGGAGCCAAGUAUCAGUGUGUGUGGGGGUCUGCACCCCCUGCCGACGCCCUGGUGACGGCCUUAGGGCUUACCUGUAUGACGCCCGCACGCCCACACCGCCCAGCCAUCCCCAUCCACCACGACCACGUGCUGGUGCCGCUUGCCGUGCGCUCUAGCGAGACCAACAAGGACUUCGUCUCCCGCAACUUUGCCUUCUACGACUGCGGCCGUCACAACACCUGCGGUAGCUGCGUGCGGAGUAACUGGGCGUGUAACUGGUGCGUCUACGAGAACACCUGCACGCACAACGCCUCCUCCUGCAGCGGCAACGUCGUGUCUGGGGAAAACGUAAGCAUCCUGCAGCUGCUAAGAGAGAACCCAGCGCAACUGGCUUCACACGGGUCUGGGUUCUGCCCGAGGUUCUGGACGGAACAGUCGCAGCUGCUGGCUGCUGACGGUGCUCGCUCAGAGCUGCAGCUGCUGGUGGAGAACCUGCCGGUGCCACGGGUGGGUCAGCUGGGCUUCCAGUGUGUGGUGAGCAUCGAGGGUGCCACCAUGCUGGUGGGUGCCAGGGUAAUGGGCGCUUCAGAGGAUAAUGAUGAAUCCCUCACCGCUACAGCUACGACCGUCAGCCAGCAGCAGCCACACCGGCGGGUGCAGCGGGUGCUGUGCGAACCCACGGUAUACCGCUACGAGUCCGCCGAAGGAGAGUAUGAGGCUCGGGUCACACUAGUGUGGAACCGCGACCAUGUUGUGGAUGCACGCCUUCUCACUCUGUACAAGUGUGGUGUGUUGGGCGCGCACCGCGGCCACCACGACUGUUCCCUGUGUGUGACGCGACACCCGCGGUACCGAUGUACCUGGUGCGGCGCUGCCUGUAGAUACGCUCCUCACUGUCCCACCGUCCCCGGCGUCGCUGCGGCGUCUGCGGCAGCAGCGGUGCCGCCACCCACCGGAAGAGACCUCCUGGACAUCGUAGCCAAUGACGCCCGCCUCAGUCAGUGUCCCACGCCAAGGAUCGAUGUGAUCCAGCCCCUGGCUGGUCCCUUGGAGGGCGGCACCCUGGUAACCAUAGAGGGCAGCAACCUGGGUCUACGGGAAGAGGACGUGCAGGAGAACGUAUUCAUUGGUGACGUGCCUUGUCACGUGCAUGACUAUCGCGUGUCAGUAAGGAUUACAUGUCGCACCAGCCCCGCGCCACUUCAGCACGGUCUGCCCGCCUCCGCUGAACUGCAGUUUCCUGUGCGGGUGACCACUCCUGCCGGCACCACACAGUCCACUGUUAAGUUCACCUAUACGAACGUGAGUGUGACAGGGGUGUGGCCGACACAUGGACCAGUGUCCGGAGGAACUGUGCUCUCCAUCAGCGGCCGCUUCCUCAACGUGGGCUCCCACGUCUCCGCCAAACUUGACGACCUUCCUUGCGUCGUUAACAAGACGCAGUCAUCUUCACACCGUCUGGUGUGCGUCACCUCGAGGGCAGCGGAGGCGUCUGGAGAUGGUAACAAGGAAAGCGAGGAGGUCCCAAGGUCUGUGAAGACUCUGGUAGUGACGGUGGAUGGAGCAAGGCGUACACUCGCAUCUCCUUUCACAUAUACACCGGAUCCUAAAGUUCUCGAACUCAAACCAUUGAAAAGUCCAUGGGGCGGCGGCCGCCUUGUUACUGUCCACGGGACUCAUCUCGAUGCUAUACAGGCACCGAGAAUUACUGUCAACCUCUUCGAGCGUGUCCUCAAUUCAUCCGCCUGCCGUGUUCUGAGUCCAGACCAGAUGGAGUGUCCUUCACCUCCAUUGGAUCGCGACGUAGUUCUUGCAAUCUUGGAAGCGCAUGACAGUGUACGGCGUCGUCGCCGAAGUCGCAACAGAAGAUCUCACAAAGCCCAGAGAUCUCCACGAAGACGGGACCAUGACGGAGACGAAGUAGCUGUCGAUGUUGGCUUCGUAAUGGACGGUGUCUCCUCAGUACUUCAUCUUCGAAAACACUUCCCGGAUGUGAGGUCCCGUCUGACGUACAUGACAAACCCUCGCUACUAUCCCUUCCCUCACGGCGUCAAACUUUACAAAGGCGACACGCUAGUCAUAGAGGGCGAGCACAUCAAUGACGCUGCAGACGAGAGCGACGUUCGUGUGACUAUUGGCGGAUCACUGUGUAAUGUUACUUCCCUAGCAGCGACACAGCUGGUGUGCACACCACCUGAAGCACAACCAGAUCCCACAGACGAGCGAGGUGUGUCUACUCCAGAGCUGCUUCCGCUGGUUGUGGUGCACGUGGGAGAGUACCUCCGUUUUCCUCUGGGGGUUCUUCGUUAUGAACGGCACCGACGGUUUCCACUCACCCCAGAGGGUAUUGCGGGAUUAGCAGGCGGAGCGCUAUUUCUGGUGCUAGCAUCGUUUGUGGUGCUAGCAGUGUACCGGCGUAAGUCCUCCCAGGCAGAGAGAGUAUACAAGCUGAUGCAGCUGCAGAUGGAUAGCCUCGAGAGUCACGUCCGAACAGAGUGUAAACAGGCGUUCGCCGAGCUGCAGACGGACAUGACAGAUCUGACGGCGGACCUGGAGUCUUCAGGGAUCCCAACCCUGGACCACCGCAGCUACGUUAUGAAGGUGUUCUUCCCCGGCGUCACAGACCAUCCCAUCCUCAACGACCCAAAGGCGCGAGCACACGGUCCCCGCACCAACUACGACGUGGCCAUGUUGCAGUUUGAACAACUGAUAGCUAAUAAGCAUUUUCUUCUCUCCUUCGUCGAUACCCUCGAGUCGCAGAAAUCCUUCAGUAUCAGAGACAAGGUGAACGUAGCGUCGCUAGUGACAGUGCUGCAGAUGGGUAGGAUGGAGUACCUGACGGAGGUGAUGCGCUGCCUGAUGCUGCGUCUUGUGUCGUCUGCAGCAGCCACCAAGCAUCCCCAGCUGAUGUUGCGCAGGACGGAGAGUGUGGUCGAGAAGAUGCUCACCAACUGGAUGGCGCUCUGCAUGUACGGCUACCUGAAGGGGGAUGCGGGCACGGCGCUGUUCCUGCUCUACAAGGCCAUCAAGCACCAGGUGGAGAAGGGCCCAGUGGAUGCCCUCACCCACGACGCCCGCUACUCCCUCUCGGAGGAGCGCCUUCUGAGGGAACAGGUGGAGUUCAGCCCCGUGACCAUCCACCUGCUUCAUGAUGACCCCCACUAUGAAAAAAUUCCCUACCAGACCACCUACAGUACGCUGACAAUGUACGCUGAGGAGUACGAGGAGAAGGUGCAGGUGAAGGUCCUAGACUGUGACACCAUCAGCCAGGUCAAGGCUAAGAUCUUGGAUGCUUUAUAUCGCAACACUCCACAGUCUCUGAGACCUUCCGUCCACGAGGUCGACCUCGAGUGGCGUCACGGGCGUGCUGGACGUGUGACGCUCAGUGACGAGGAUAGGACGACGGUGACGGGCGUGGGUGGAUGGAGAGGCAUCAACAAUCUUGCCCACUACGGGGUCAGAGACUCCGCAGUCAUGGCUCUCAUACCCCGGCAGAACGACUCAUUCUCCUCGAACUGUGAGUGUCCGUGUGUGUCUAUACUUCCAUAUGAGUGCAGGGGUCGAGUCUAGGCUCCUGGCUCUCAU